Syzygium oleosum is the source of this 3511-nucleotide messenger RNA. Its product is annotated as retinoblastoma-related protein. Gene Ontology annotation, cellular component: nucleus; transcription regulator complex; chromatin. Gene Ontology annotation, biological process: regulation of transcription by RNA polymerase II; negative regulation of G1/S transition of mitotic cell cycle; cell differentiation. The transcript is spliced from 19 exons. Gene Ontology annotation, molecular function: RNA polymerase II transcription regulatory region sequence-specific DNA binding. The record is from RefSeq and is a predicted model, not a curated record. The coding region runs from base 241 to 3303 and encodes 1020 amino acids. NCBI's taxonomy places the organism in Eukaryota, Viridiplantae, Streptophyta, Magnoliopsida, Myrtales, Myrtaceae.
UUUUUCAUUUUCUCUCUUCUGCAUUUCCGCUAAAGGGAAGUCCAGCUGAAAAAGGAAAAACACAGAAGAGAUUGCUCGUUUUGGAGCGACGGGGACGCAGAUAAAGGCGAGCUCCUUCGCGAAAUCGUCUCUUCGCUCUGCAUUUCGGCGAGGUUGAUUCGGCGCUGUGGGCAGCAGCAGAGGUCGGCUCGAUUAGGGUUUCGGUCAGGGUUCGGACGAGCUCCGGUAGCUUCGGACGCCAUGGCGGAGGCGGAGGCGGAGCCUGAUGUUCCAGCUCCCGUCACUCCCAGCAACGACGGCGACCAGGGCGAGCCCGUCGAAUUGCGGUUUCUGGAAUUCUGCAAGAGCAAAUUGGGUUUGGAGGAGAGGAAUUGCGUGGAGUCUCUGACGCUGCUGAAAAAGACCAAAUCUGUGCUGCAGGCGAGCUCGACCGUUGUUGGUUCUGGAACGGCGGAAGACAUGGAACGCUAUUGGUUCGCUUUUGUAUUGUACACUGUUAGAAGGUUGAGUGAGAGAAAAGCAGAGGAUGAGCAAAAUGGGCCUGACGAGAUCGAGGUCCCUUUGUGCCAGAUAUUGACAGUUACGGGACUAAACAUCAUUGAAUUUUUCAAAGAGAUUCCGCAAUUUGUUAUCAAGGCCGGGCCAAUCGUAAGCGGCAUUUAUGGUGCCAAUUGGGAUAGCAAGCUAGAGGCAAGGGAGAUGCAGACAAACUUUGUGCAUUUAUGCAUUCUGAGCAAGUAUUAUAAACGUGUAUAUGGCGAAUUCUUCCUUCUAAAAGAUGCGAAAGAUGAUAUGAAGUCCGCUGUUUCGAGCGCUUCUAACCCUGUGAUUGUGUACCAACGUUUUGGAUGGUCGCUGUUUUUGGCGCUUCGAACCUUUAGCCGAUUUAAGGACCUUAUUUCUAGCACAAAUGAUUUGGUCUCUAUACUGGCUAUUCUGAUAAUACAUCUUCCAACCCGCUUCAGAGAUUUCAGCAUUUCUGAUUCAUCGCGAUUUGUUAAGAGAAGUGAGAAGGGGGUUGACCUGGUUGGAUCACUCUGUCAUCUUUAUGACACCUCAGAAGAUGAGAUCAAGAGAGCAUUGGAAAAAGCCAAUAAAGUGUUAGCAGAGAUUUUGGGGAAAACUCCGCGCCCAGCUUCAGAGUGCAAAGCGGAGAAUCUGGAGAAUAUUGACACAGAUGGUUUGAUCUACUUUGGGGAUCUCAUGGAGGAAGUGUCUUUGUCGUCCAUCUUAAGUACUUUAGAAAAAAAUUACAAAGAUGCAACUCGUAAUAAGAGUGAAUUCGACGAGACGGUAUUUCUAUAUGACGAGGACAGAUUGCUUGGAUCGGGAAGCUUGUCUGGGGGCGCCAUUAAUUUAACUGGUGCCAAGAGGAAAUAUGACUCAUUUGCCUCCCCUGCAAAGACUGUCGCGAGACCACUCUCUCCCAGCCGCUCUCCUGCAUCUCGCGUCAACGGUGUAAUUGUUGGUACUAAUUUGAGGAUCACUGCUACUCCUGUAAGCACUGCUAUGACAACUGCCAAGUGGCUUCGGACUAUCGUGUCUCCACUCCCAUCAAAACCUUCGAUGGACCUGCAUAGAUAUCUAGCGUUGUGCGAUAGGGAUGUGACCAGUGACGUGAUACGCAGGGCCCAUAUAAUUUUGGAGGCUAUCUUUCCGAACAGUGCUAUCGGUGAGCGCACUGUAACUGGAGGCUUGCAAAGUGCUAAUCUCAUGGACAAUAUGUGGGCUGAGCAACGAAGGCUGGAAGCCCUUAAGCUGUACUAUCGGGUUUUAGAAGCUAUGUGUAGAGCAGAGGCACAAAUUUUACAUUCGAAUAAUUUAACCUCUUUGUUAACAAAUGAGAGGUUUCAUAGAUGUAUGCUUGCCUGUUCCGCUGAGUUGGUUCUUGCAACGCAUAAGACUGUGACGAUGUUGUUUCCCGCGGUGCUAGAGCGAACUGGUAUUACAGCUUUUGAUCUUAGUAAGGUGAUAGAGAGUUUUAUUAGACAUGAGGAAACUCUUCCAAGAGAAUUGAGAAGGCAUCUGAAUACAUUAGAAGAGCGACUUCUAGAGAACAUGGUGUGGGAGAGAGGUUCCUCAAUGUACAACUCCUUGGUAGUGGCAAGACCGGCUCACUCUCCAGAGAUAAAUCGGCUAGGCUUGUUACCCGAACCAAUGCCGUCCUUGGAUGCCAUUGCCAUGCAUAUUAACUUUUCUUCCAGUGGAUUGCCCCAGUCACCGCUGCAAAAGCAUGAGACUUCUCCUGGUCAGAAUGGGGAUAUCAGGUCUCCCAAGAGAAUUUCUACAGACUACCGGAGCGUAUUAGUUGAAAGAAAUUUCACUUCGCCAGUAAAAGAUCGGCUUUUAGCCUUGAGCAAUAUCAAGCCAAAGUUACCGCCACCUCCACUUCAGUCUGCGUUUGCCAGUCCAACUCGACCACAUCCAGGAGGUGGAGGGGAAACAUGUGCAGAAACCGGGAUCAAUAUAUUCUUUAGCAAGAUUACUAAGCUAGCAGCUGUCAGAAUUAAUAGCAUGCUUGAAAGGCUACAACUCUCUCAGCAGAUAAAGGAAGGCGUUUACUGCCUAUUUCAGCAAAUACUCAAUCAGCAAACUAAUCUCUUCUUUAAUCGGCACAUUGAUCAAAUAAUACUCUGCUGUUUCUACGGUGUUGCAAAGAUCUAUCAAACAAACCUGACCUUUAGGGAGAUCAUUCACAACUAUAGGAAGCAACCCCAGUGCAAGCCACAAGUGUUCCGCAAUGUGUUUGUUGAUUGGUCAACCCGUCGUAAUGGGAAAACAGGGAAUGAGCAUGUGGAUAUUAUCAGUUUCUACAAUGAAAUAUUCAUUCCUUCUGUGAAGCCACUGCUUGUUGAAGUUGGGCCAGCUGGAGCAAAUACUAGAACAAACCGGGCUUCUGAAGCUGGCAAUAAAAAUGAUGCUCAAUGCCCCGGGUCACCUAAGAUAUCUCCUUUUCCAACUCUCCCGGAUAUGUCCCCAAAGAAAGUAUCUGCAUCCCACAACGUCUAUGUGUCUCCACUGAGAUCAUCUAAGAUGGACGCUUCAAUCUCUCAUAGCUCGAAAAGCUAUUAUGCUUGUGUAGGAGAGAGCACCCAUGCCUAUCAAAGCCCUUCCAAAGACCUUGUUGACAUCAACAGCCGCCUGAAUGGUACCCGAAAGGUGAGAGGCACACUUAAUUUCGAUGACGUUGAUGCUGGCCUCGUUAGUGACUCUAUGGUGGCCAACAGCCUCUACCUUCAGAAUGGGAGCAGUAUGUCUUCAUCAACUGCUAAGUUAUCUGAGAAACCAGAAUCUCAAAGUUAAAUGAUCCCCAGUCCAAUUCCUAUGCAUGUAAAUUCCAGUUCUUUUGUCCCCCUCAACUAGUUCAAUCAGGAAGUGGAAGCGUGCAGUGAGUUAUUUGUAUAAUAGCUGCCCUUUCCUUAUCUUCUGUCCAUGAGAAGGCUGCAUGAAAGUUACUUUAGUAGUUCAGUUUAAUAAAAUCUUAUAACCUCCACAGGAUAAAAUUAUAGCC